UUUCAGUAUGUGUGGAAGCAACGGAACAAGGAGGUUCUCUCUCGGUGGAAGACCGCGGUCCGAGUGACAGCUCGUCUCAGCUCUUACCCUACUCUCUAAACUCAAGUACCAUGGAGGAAUCGAGUAGUUGACGUUUCCUGCUGCAGCCUUUCUCUUUUAAGCUUUCUUCCCGUCAAAUCAUUGUGCCGCUGACCCGGUUUUUAUCGACUCUGAACGACUGACUCAAGCUUUUACCAUCCCACAUCAUGAAGUACAUCAUCGGCAUUGGCGGCGUUACCAACGGAGGGAAGACCACCCUCACCAAGCGGCUGAUCCAGGCCCUUCCCAACUGCUGUGUGGUACACCAGGAUGACUUCUUCAAGCCCCAAGAUCAGAUUGAAGUUGGUGAAGAUGGCUUUAAGCAGUAUGAUGUCAUCACUGCCCUGGACAUGGACGCCAUGAUGAGCACCAUCUACGCAUGGCUGGACAAUCCAGUGAAGUUUGAAAAGUCUCAUGGCGUUAAUAACACCCUGGACACUGAGAUUAUGCCGAAGUCUGAUCACAGCAAGGACGAGGAGACUCACAUCCUUAUUGUGGAGGGCUUUCUGCUUUACACCUAUCAGCCUUUGAUUGACGUGUUUAACCAGCGUUACUUUAUGUCCAUCCCAUAUGAAGAAUGCAAAAAGAGGAGGUGCUCAAGGAACUACAAGGUGCCUGACCCACCUGGCCUGUUCGACGGCCACGUCUGGCCCAUGUAUGAGAAACACACACAAAUGAUGGAAGAAUCAGGUGUUGAUGUCUUGCAGCUAGAUGGAACCAUGACUAAGGAGCAGCUGUACAACGUCGUCUAUGGUGACAUCCUGAACAAAAUCCAGAACUCUCUCUAAACAAAGGUCAACUGAUCGGCUAAGGAAAUCAUGUACUCAAAGCGCAACCAGACGACCGUCUUGCCUUAAUAAUUUUAUUUUUUGCCUGGCAGUUUUUAACUGUCAAGAUUAUUUUUUUUGUUUUUUUUUUAUACACAAAGUUUUACAUCAUACAAUGUUGGCAUGACUUUUCAUCUUUUUGUAUUUAUUGCUUUGUUGUCGCCUACACUCCUAAGAGAGAUAAUGGAAAUGUUCAAGAGAUGAUUGCACUAUGCUGCAUGCAUCAAUAAAUGAUUCUUCUGCCAAAA
Messenger RNA from Xiphophorus maculatus (southern platyfish), 1153 nucleotides. It is a transcript of the gene mibp2, whose product is annotated as nicotinamide riboside kinase 2-like. Gene Ontology annotation, cellular component: cytoplasm. Bases 246 to 866 code for a protein of 206 amino acids. The record is from RefSeq and is a predicted model, not a curated record. The transcript has 8 exons. Lineage: Eukaryota; Metazoa; Chordata; Actinopteri; Cyprinodontiformes; Poeciliidae.